This is a messenger RNA of Penicillium atrosanguineum, 1188 nucleotides long. RefSeq lists its product as uncharacterized. The transcript has 4 exons. Gene Ontology annotation, cellular component: nucleus. The record is from RefSeq and is a predicted model, not a curated record. Gene Ontology annotation, biological process: positive regulation of transcription by RNA polymerase II. Gene Ontology annotation, molecular function: transcription cis-regulatory region binding; DNA-binding transcription factor activity. Bases 1 to 1188 code for a protein of 395 amino acids. NCBI's taxonomy places the organism in Eukaryota, Fungi, Ascomycota, Eurotiomycetes, Eurotiales, Aspergillaceae.
AUGAGAGUACCACAUCUACCGUAUCUCCCUUCCUCUCACUUCGGAGGAGAUGACACUCUUCUCCUUCAAUUCUUUAACGAAAGCAAAUCGCAAAUAUUGACACCCAUCAUCAACGACUCAUUAGCUCAUUUCAUCAUGAGAGUAGCACUAUCCGAUUCCUCUUUUACUUCCAACUUGGUCCUAGAAGGAAUAUUGACCAUCGCCUCAUUGCAACUUCAAGGCGUUUCGAAGAGUAGCGCCCGCCAACACCGACUCAUAUCAUUGCUACGCGAAAACAUCAUGCAGAUCGAUAAGGAAAACGUCCUUCGAAAUCUUAUUACCACGAUGUUAUUAUACCAAUAUGAAGUUUGUACCACAGCAAGUCCAAAGAAAUGCUGGAGUUUAUAUCUUUGCGGCGCGAAGAAGAUCAUCGAUGCAUCUUCAGCAACAGUUGAAUUAUACAAAGAUGAGAGCGCCGUUCUCAUGGACUGGAUCUACUACCAUGAGGUGGUCUCGGAGUUUAGCAUUCGGCAUUGGGCCGAGGCCGAUGCGGUAGACAGCUUCUGUAAGGGUCCAUUGGCGAUACGGCCCAAGGGGUCAUCAUUUGAUGGCUCUGAAAUAUCAAGCAAGAAUACAUGUCCCACUGACGUUCUUGAUCUGCUUCGGGUUAUAUGCAAGCGACCAUCGACAUGUGACCACGACGAUCUAACAUAUGACAAGUCUGAUAUUGCGCAAAUGUACGAGCUCAAGCGAAGACUUGAAGAAGCCGUUGGAGAGAAUGGGACAUUCCAUGACAUCGCGGAGGUAACAUCGACCAGACAAGGGAUGCUUGCCUAUCUCUAUCGAUGUGCGACGUUGAUAUACUUAAAUCGUGCCGUACUUAAGGUCUCGAAUGCUUCAUUCCACCAUAGGAGAUUAGUCAGGGAGGGUAUCCUGGUUCUACAGAACCUCGGAUUUUGCGAAAGUGCCUGGCCGAUGCUCAUUUUAGCCUGUGAGGCCAAUGAAGAUGAGCAACGGUUGCAAAUCCUACAGACUUUAUCGCAGUCGGGACAAGAGCCGCUGCACCGAUCAAGUCAUGUGCCCUUGAUUCAACGCAUGAUCGAGGCAAUAUGGAACCAGAAUGACCUCGGGUGUGACAGCGAUGUGGAUUACUCCAGAACACUACAUGCUGUUAUUUCGACUGCCCCGGCUUUGCCACUAUUUGCUUGA